CCAAGGAGAGCGCUAGUGUGUCGAUAUGCUAGCUCUGUGCUACGUUUUUCCCUUACUACCCCCGGAAAGACGCCUCUUGUCAUCCUCUUCGACCGGCGUCGCGACGACGGCGCGCCGAGAAAGCCGCCGCCGCCAGAACGGCCGCGACCGCGCGGCGCCGAGCAGCGACACCUCCCUAUCACUGGUCUCGUACCGCUCCCGCGCCUCCUGGGCGGUCAGCACGUAGCCCGUCGCGCGCCGGACCGCCGUCGCCGCGCGACCCCAGUGCACGUCCGCGAACUUGUGGCGCUGCGCCGCGACCUCGGUGCGCAGCACGGCCUCGGCCUCGUCGGACCACGCUGUCGAAGCCUCGGGGGGGCGGGCGCUCUCGUCAGGCGUCGCGAGCCCCGGUGGCGGCGGGGGGCUGCAGAGCCAGUCGUCGCCGAGGUCCUUGGUCAUCUGGUCCUCAAUACCAUUACAUGCCAGCCGCGUGGCGACGGCAGCGGCAGCCGUAGCCAUGAGUUAUCUUCGUCGGAGUGCUUCUUGCGUCCACUCGUGCGAUUCGCGAGCAGUGGUGCCGGGCAGGGGCAGCCUUUUUUUGGUCUUUUUACCACCCAGCUGCUCGUCCCUCGCAAGGAUUGUGGCGCGAGAAGGAAGCUAUCCGAGCUUCCUGCUGAGCGACGAUAGGGCCACGCUGGGUCCUCUUUAGGAGCCGGACGCUGCGCAAUGAGCUAGCGGCCGGUAAGACACUAGAAAAUGCGAAGGGUCACGUGCGGGAAUCAGCCGCCGGUGCA
Messenger RNA from Pelagomonas calceolata, 773 nucleotides. The record is from the annotation of a GenBank genome assembly. Lineage: Eukaryota; Pelagophyceae; Pelagomonadales; Pelagomonadaceae.